Messenger RNA from Nerophis lumbriciformis (worm pipefish), 1728 nucleotides. The record is from RefSeq and is a predicted model, not a curated record. NCBI's taxonomy places the organism in Eukaryota, Metazoa, Chordata, Actinopteri, Syngnathiformes, Syngnathidae.
AUGAUAACGAUGGAGAACACCGAAGAGUCAUCUUCACCCCUCCGUAUCACUCCCACGGUCCGGGCGCUGAGCUCCGCACUGCGGGCCACGCGUUGUAAUGUCCGCGACUCCGGCCGAAGAGACGGCGACAGGAUUUUCCCGGAGCCGGAGAAGCUAUGGUUCAAGGAGAGCAGCGCCAAAAACCUCCGAACCCGAGAUUUCUUGUCACCGAGUUCCAUGUUUAACACGCUCUUCGCGGAUGGUCAGGUUCCUCUGGCGGUGAUGUCCAGAAUUCUCUCUGUCCAAGGCCGAGGUGUUCUCCCUGUGGCGGGUGGGGAAGUAAUGGAUGAAGGUCUGCGGGUGAGGGUGGACCGUGCCGCAGCCUUCAGGGCAGUCCUAGAGGGCGGCAUAAUGCAGUACCUGACACCACCUGCGCAGAGGGAGGGCUGCGUGGUGCUCAACUGUCCAGCCCUGCACCCCAAACCUGAACCACCGACUCCCGAGAGCCUGACUUUGGGACAACUUAGGACCAUUCUAUUAGCCGACCACAUGGGGGCACUGUUAAGAGGGCAAGGGUUUACAGUAUCCAUGUGCCCUCUGCUGCCUGAAGAAAGUGUCAUUGUCAAUUUCCUUCGCACUCUGGGAAUCGACUGGCCUAUAUUCCCUGCCAAUUGGACCAACGAGGAAAGAGAGGAGAAGAUUCAGGAAGCGCUGGAAAAGUCGGCAUACCGAGAGAGGGAAAUUGAGAGGGACAGGAGGACGAACGGCGGGCCAGGCAAGAAGAAACCAGACAAGGUCGAGAAUGAAGGAGCAAUCAAGAUAAACGUAAAACGAGUGAUUCAGGACGAGGGCUUACAAGGAUACGAUCCCAGCCUCGGAACAUGCACAGUCCACAGAGACAGCGUUUCCCAUCUGGCACAACUGGACCUCGCCACAGCUGACUGCACCUUUGCAACGGCAACAGCCUUGCACGUGACUUCCUGUCAGGAUGAGUUCCGCCAGCAGCAGAUAGCGAUGCUGUGGAGAGCCAGUGGGGCGACGCACAUUCAGAGACAUCUGGUGUGUGGGCCUGUCAAGACUCCUGCUUCUCAACUCUCUUCUGCGCAGUACCUGCAGCUUAGAAGAGGUCAAAUGAAAGAGGCCUCAGAGAUGAAGUACGGGGAUCAAGUAGAAGGUCAGACAUGGGAUGAUAUCAUCAGGGUAAUGAGCUCUGCUACAAUCAGAUUUGAACUUCUCUCAACAGUCCACACCAGUCCGGUCACGCUGGAUGUCCAAACAGAAGGAGGCGUAUCCACCAAAGGGCCGAGAGGCGGCGUGUUUGUCAUGUACAACUGCGCCAGACUGCACACACUAUUCGAUAGCUACGACCGAGGGGUGGAGAAAGGUUUGUACCCAGAAAUCCCUGAUAGCUCAGAUCUGGACUUUUCUGCCCUCAAAGAAGAGGGAGAGUGGCUCCUCCUCUUCAAUUACCUCAUUCCCUUCUCUGAGCUGCUGGACCAAUCAGGACAAGCAUUAGCCUGUGAAGGGGUAGGGGCUCGAGUCAGCCUGAAAACGGAACAGAUCUGCAAGUUUUUGGUGUCUCUCAGUAAAGACUUCAGCUCAUAUUAUAACAGAGUCCACGUCCUGGGGGAGCCAUUGCCUCAUCUCUUCAACCAGAUGUUCUGCCGCCUGUAUCUUUUGAGAGCUUUGCGAGAGCUCUACCACAGCGCCCUGGAAACCCUCAACCUUCCCCCCAUACGGCAACUAUAG